Molecule: messenger RNA, 3470 nt
Organism: Ceraceosorus bombacis
Lineage: Eukaryota; Fungi; Basidiomycota; Exobasidiomycetes; Ceraceosorales; Ceraceosoraceae
Source: the annotation of a GenBank genome assembly
AUGGGCAAGAAAGGCGGUGGUGGAGCGGCUCAGGCUGCUGAAAAGGCCGCUUCCAAAGCGGCCAAGCGGGCCAAGCAAGAGUCCAAAGCCGCACGAAGCGCCGCCAAGCAAUCUGUCAAAAAGGGUGGCGCAGGGGGUGGCAGCGGUGGUGGUGGCAAGUCAUCGAGCACAGGCACUGCUACAGGUAAAGGAGGAAAGAAGUCCAAAGGCGCAACAGCUGCGGCAGCAGCAGCGUCGAAAGCGGAGGAAGAGGAUUUGGAUGCUUUGUUGGCCAAUUUCAAAAAGGAGUGGGAAGAGGAACACAAGGUUUUGGAAGAGAGGGUGGGCAUGGCUCCUACCAGAAGAGCUAAUGCUACGCUCACUGCUUGUCCUCUGGGUGACGAUCUUUGGUUCUUUGGUGGGGAAUACUUUGAUGGAGAUAGGUCAGUCUGCUAGCUGGUGCUUCGUAGGAGUGCGGGGUGCGCUGUUCUGUGUCUUGCGGAAAGGAUGGGCAGAUGUGCGAGGCUAAUGAUGAGACGGGGGGCUGGAGGUGGGAAGGCAGUGCGUGUGCGCUGUCUGGAACAGGCAGAGGUAGAUGGAUGUCCACCAUGUACGCGUCGUAUUUGCAAGACUGCGGGCAAUCGGGCGGCGCUCAACCUUCUCAGCGUCAAUACAAGCAUCUCGCCAAGAGGCUGGCUGUGAUCUCAAAGGUUCCGUCAAUACCUGCGAGGAGAUCUCGCUGACUCUCUCGGCCCACACGCCGCACCUCGUUCCCUCAGAGCGACAUUCUACGCCAAUCUAUUCCGCUAUACACCCUCCAGCAAUCCUGCCGCUACUGCCAAUCAAGCCGACUCCACCACUUCCUCCUCGCAAGAUAGGGGCACAUGGAGGCAGUACAGUUCGGCAAACCAACCAGGUCCCAGAUCUGCUCAUGCUGUCGCUGCCAGUCCAGCCGCUGGGGGUAUGCUCUUCGUGUUCGGUGGAGAAUUCGCAGGGCCCAAGCUCAAUAAAUUCUUUCAUUACCGAGAUGUGAGUGCUGAUAGUGCACGCUCGCAGCACCGCUGCUUAGGUAGUCUAUGCCGAGGCAUUUUGUGCAGAAAAGCAGCGAGGCCAACUUCCAUCCUGCUUAUUUUCCACUUUGAUCUUUAGCUUUGGAUCUUCAGCAUAGCCAACAAAUCGUGGGAUCGCAUCGAUACAAAAGUCAGACCAUCAGCUCGAUCAGGUCAUCGAAUGGUGUGCUGGAAACAAUAUGUGAGUGUAGUGCCCCGGCACGCAGGCGAAGCUCCACCCCCCUCACAUUCGAGACUGACUCACAGAUGAUCAUGCUCUUUCACUCGAAACUUCAUCGCUGCCCUGGGCUCUUUUUAGAUUGUACUCUUUGGCGGAUUUCAGGAUACUGGGGUGAGGACCACAUACCUCGGCGACUUGUGGAUCUUUGAUACUGCGGAGUACAAAUGGCACGAGAUCAAACAGAAUGAGCUCAGAAAGGUGAGAUGAUCUUCAUUGGCGCGUGUCGGAGUUGCCAGUCCCGAACCUCUUCAAAGUGCUCGCUCCUCAUCAACGCUUUUUCGCCACUCUUCGCAGCCACCUGCACGAUCUGGCUUUUCACUCUUGUCGACUCCUGAAGGGUGAGUGUACUACUCUGGAGUGCGGCAAUCAUCUGGCAACAUCCUGACACCAGCGACGCUCUGUGCACGCAGUGUCGUGCUCUACGGAGGGUAUUGCAAGCGCUAUAUCAAAGGGGAGAGGACUCAAGGGAUAGCACUGGAAGAUGCGUGGCUCUUGACCAUCGCACCCGAUGCCGAAACUGGCGAUCUAUUCGCGCGUGGAAAGAUCGAAUGGACGCGCAAACGCAAGAUAGGCUAUGCGCCAGGUCAACGCAGCGGCUGCACCAUGACAUUAUGGCCUCAGCGCAACACGGGCGUCCUCUUUGGCGGCGUGACGGAUAACGAAAAUGAUGAAGAAAGUUUGGAAAGUUUCUGUCACAACGAUCUGUUCGCGUAUGCUCUGAGCGGCAAUGGAAGAUGGACCAGUCUGAACUUGAGAAGGAAGAAAACGCAGGGAGGCAAGAGGAGACGUAAAGCGGCGGUGCAGCCUGAACAGAGGAGGGCAGCUCAAAGUGAUGGAGAAGAGGACGAAGAUGAGGAGGGCGACGAGACAAAAGACGGCCAAGAUAAGCAGGGGCAAGAGGCACUCUCAAACGUGAGCUAGCGCGUGAAUUGGCGUUGUCCGUAGAACGUCGUUGAACGUGAUACUGCCAUCUUCCACAACAGAACAUCGUUCCCACGAAAGCAGCUCCAGAAGAAGACGACGAUCCAGACGAUCCGCAAAAGUCGGUGCCGAUCGGCCGAUAUAAUGCGAUGCUCGCCGUUCAACGCAAUGUGGUAAGCCUGGCGGUCCGAUCCGAUGAAGACCCCUGGCAAACCCUGCGCUGAUCAUCUGGUGCUCUCACUGCUUCAAUUUAAGCUGUACUGCUAUGGCGGCAUCCAUGAGACUGCCGAUCGAGAAUAUGUAGGUUUGGCCUUCUUUCACUCGCAAAAGUUAUCGAGCUGCCAACCUGACAUUGAGACCCGAUACUCUCCUUCAUCAGACGCUGGACGACUUUUACACUCUUGAUCUGGUCAAGAUGGAGCGCUUCAACUGUCUCAAAUCCUGUCCAAUCGACGCUCUGGAAUGGUAUGAAUCGUCCUCAUCCGCAUCUGGCUCUUCCGACUCUUCCUCCGACAGCAAUCCAGGAGAGGUGGAGGAGAGGGAACAGCCGGAAGGAGAAGAGAUGGCAGAAAACGAAAUGGACGACGAUGAGCUGCUUUGGGAAGGUGAGGUGGAGAGGACGAGGGAAGAGAUUGAAAAGAUCAAAUUGGAACGAAAGAGGGAAAGGGAAGCGCUCAGGGAAAAAGCCAAUACAUUUUUGGGCGUGUCGAAAGAUGCCGCAAAUCGAGAUGAGAAGGAUGUCAUCUCUACGCCUCAGCCAGGUAAGCCCUAGUCGUCUUUGCCCGCGACUGAGUCCUCUCCUGAUUGUUCGUCUUGUGCGCCGCAGGCGAGAGCAUCAAGGCUUUUUAUGAAAGGUCGCGCGCUUAUUGGGCAAGUGUGGCGCACGAACAGAGUGAGGGAAGCGCCAGAGGCAAAGAGAUGCGCCGAGAUGGGUUUGCUGUGAGUCGUAUCUUCUCGACAUUCGACGCAGUGCAUUGUGCUUAGCAGCACGAGUGCGCACUGGAUCAUCAGCUCGCUGCGCAGAAAUAUGAAGAGUACAGACCUGUCCUGGAAGAGGUGAGUUAGGGCAUCCAAAUUCUAAUCGAAGCCUCGUCGAUUCAUACAAAGUUGAUCAAUGCUUUUGGCUUCGACGUACCUCGCUUCAGAUCGUCCGGAUACAGGCGUCGGCAGGUAUGGAUGCCUCGGACAUCAAAAGCAUGGCGAACGGGUCGACUGCAGGUGGCAAGACGGGGGGUAUUGCGGGAGGUGGACCCGGUGCAGAGAGUAGGAAUAGGAGAUAA